This is a messenger RNA of Staurois parvus, 2228 nucleotides long. The record is from the annotation of a GenBank genome assembly. NCBI's taxonomy places the organism in Eukaryota, Metazoa, Chordata, Amphibia, Anura, Ranidae.
CUAAGUUUCAAAUUCUCUUCCAAACAGGACUGUCCUGUAUGAAUGUUGCCCUGGAUAUAUGGCUAUGAAUGGUCAACCAGGAUGUCCUGCAGUUGCUCCUAUUGACCACGUAUAUGGAACUCUUGGAAUUGUGGGGGCUAGAACAACACAAGAUUACUCAGAGAAGUCUGAACUGAAGAGUGAAAUUGAAGGAGUUGGCUCCUUUACUUUCUUUGCACCUAGCAAUGAUGCAUGGGACCUGCUGGAUCCUGAAAUCCGUGCAUCAUUGCUGAGCAAUGUGAAUAUUGAGCUGCUGAAUGCUCUGCAUUAUCAUAUGCUGGACAGAAGAAUGCUGACCAAGGAUCUUAAGAAUGGAAUGACUCUGAUAUCUAUGUUCAAUAAGCAACCUCUCCAGAUAAACCAUUACACUAAUGGGAUUGUUACAGUUAACUGUGCAAGAAUUAUUCAUGGUAACCAGAUUGCUACAAACGGUGUUGUUCAUGUAAUUGACCGUGUUGUCACAGCUGUUGGAAACACCAUUGAGGACUUUAUUGAUGCUGAGGAUGAUCUGUCAUCUCUUAGAACUGCUGCUAUUGCUUCAGAUCUCAUGGGGAAACUUGGAAAACCCGGUCAGUACACUCUGUUCGCUCCUACUGAUGAGGCUUUCGAGAAGCUUCCACGAAAUGUUCUGGAAAGGAUUAUGGCUGACAAAAAGGCAGCUGAGGCCCUGGUGAACUAUCACAUUCUGGACACUGUCCAGUGUUCUGAGGCCAUCAUGGGAGGAGGAGUUUAUGAUACCUUGGAAGGAAGCCCACUGCAGAUUGGAUGCGAUGGAGACAGCUUGACUAUAAAUGGCAAGAAACUGGUCAACAGGAAGGAUAUAGUUACUAGCAAUGGUGUCAUUCACUUGAUUGAUGAGGUUCUCAUUCCUGACUCUGCUAAGCAAGUUUUGGAAUUGGCAGGAAGCCAACAGACCACUUUCACUGACCUCAUGGCCCAAAUGGGACUGGCAGCCUCUCUAAAGGCAGAUUCAGAAUUCACUCUCCUGGCACCAUUAAAUGAUGCUUUCUCUGAGGAAACAAUGAGAAUGGAUCAACGUCUCCUUAAACUCAUUCUGCAGAAUCACAUCAUCAAGCAAAAAGUUUGUUCUUAAUAGCCUUUACAAUGGACAGGUCUUGGAAACCCUAGGUGGAAAGACUCUGAGAGUGUUUGUCUACCGCACUGCUGUAUGCAUUGAAAACUCCUGCAUGAUUCGUGGAAGCAAAGAGGGAAGAAAUGGUGCCAUUCACGCCUUCAAACAAAUCAUCAAGCCUGCUGAGAAAUCAUUCUUUGACAUCUUGAGCCUUGAUAGGCGUUUCAGCAUUUUCCUAGAUUUGAUCCAACAUGCAGAUCUGAAAGAGCUUCUUUCAGGACCUGGAGCCUGGACCCUCCUCAUCCCUACCAAUGAUGCCUUCAAAGACCUUAGCAGCAGCGAUAUUGAAUUUCUGAAAAAUAACAAGCUUGCCCUGCAGAACAUUCUUCUCUACCAUCUGGCCCCAGGAGUAUUCAUUGGUGGUGGAUUUGAGCCUGGUGUAACCAACAUUGUGAAAUCUCUCCAAGGAAAGAACCUUAUGUUUAAACUUGUAAAUGACUCCAUUAGCAUCAAUGGUGUUGCCUCUAAGGAGAAAGAUCUAAUGGCUACCAAUGGUGUGAUUCAUGUAGUAGAUAAGCUUCUCUUCCCUGCAGAUGGGGCCAUUGGUGAUGAUAGACUGCUUGGAAUUCUAAAUAAAAUCAUCAAGUACAUUACAAUCAGGUAUGACCGGGGCUUCAAAUUCCAGGAAAUCCCCCUGACCAGAUACAUCACAAAAACUAUUACUACAAAGGUCAUCUCAGAGCCAAAAGUAAUCACAAAAGUAAUUGGUGGCGGGACUGAGACAAUUCGCAGAGUCAUCCCAGGAGAUGGGCUUAUGGAUCAAGAAUUCUUUGUGGAAGGAGACUCAGAGUCAACCAUUACUAGAGUUACAAAAGUUGUUGAAGGAAAACCUGAAGUCAGAGUAAUCCCUGGAGGAGAAACCAGAAUUACUAAAGUUAUCCAUGGAGGCCCUGAAAUAAAAUACACUCGUGUCUCCACUGGUCUCGGAGGUGAUAUUAGUGAUGAUGAACUCAAAAGGAGACUAGAGGAAGAACCUCAGACCAGGAAAGUACAGACUGUCAGAAGGAUACAAGGACCAACAGUGAGAAGAAAGCAAAGGAGAAGUCACAAGUCAUAA